Messenger RNA from Phycomyces blakesleeanus NRRL 1555(-), 405 nucleotides. RefSeq lists its product as hypothetical. NCBI's taxonomy places the organism in Eukaryota, Fungi, Mucoromycota, Mucoromycetes, Mucorales, Phycomycetaceae. The transcript has a single exon. The record is from RefSeq and is a predicted model, not a curated record. Bases 1 to 405 code for a protein of 134 amino acids.
AUGAAGACUUCUUUUGCUUUUGCUUUACUUGCCAUGGUUCUCGGUCUGGUCUGUGCCGCCCCUACAGGAAAUCCCGAAUUUGAGAAUAUCAACUGCUUCUCUCUCACAUAUCCCGUCAAUGGCACUGUAUGGAACAGCUCCGGAACUUACGAAGCUCUCUGGGAUCUUACUGGAACAUGCUCUGGUACAUACUAUGCUUUCAUGAUCCCUGCAACUGAAGAGUCCAACGGCGACUAUACCUUUGGAACUCCUUAUCAGGCAUCUGAUUCAAUUGAUCUUAAUGCUGGAAUGGCUUCUAUUACUCUCGAUUCGAGCGAGCCAGCUGGAAAAUAUGUAUUUGGUAUCAUCAAAGAUACAGGAGAUGAUAUGGACUACACCGAUGUGGCACUUGUUGAUAUUGUUUAA